AUGGCGACGGCGACAAUACCUAAAGUCGAAAACCCUAAAGUCACUGCAGAUCUCAAGCUAACUCCUCCGAGCACCGAAGGCACGUCAUCAGUUGAACAAACGCCGGGUCAACGUGGGGGCGACGGCGAAUCCAACGGCAAACUGCGGCCGGGGAAAACCAUCAACGCCGAUGGAGACGGCCCGGCUGCUGAUAUUCAGAAGAAAAUGAAGCGUGCAGAGCGGUUUGGUAUGCCUGUGCAUCUGUCCGAGGAAGAGAAGCGCAAUUCUCGAGCUGAGAGGUUUGGCACCAGUCCUGCUGUCAGUGAAUUAGAUUCAUCAAAGCAGUCUGAGGAGCUGAAGAGGAAGGCUAGAGCAGAGAGGUUUGGGGUACUGCAAUCUACACCAGCUGAUGAGGAUGGGAAAAAGAAAGCUAGACUUGCUAGGUUUGGAUCAUCUGUGACUGAUUCGGCAGAGGAAGAUAAAAAGAAAGCUAGGGCGCUCAGGUUUGCGCAGCCAGAUUCUGGUUCAAAGAAGACAGCUAUUGCUGGCAAGGCUGGUCCAGGGACCUGA
Molecule: messenger RNA, 549 nt
Organism: Striga hermonthica
Lineage: Eukaryota; Viridiplantae; Streptophyta; Magnoliopsida; Lamiales; Orobanchaceae
Source: the annotation of a GenBank genome assembly